UAGGUACUUUGUCACUGCUGGGUCAACUGUUUCAACUUUGUUAAGUGACUAAUAGAAUAAUAAAAUGGUUCGUGAAUUAGCUGCUAUAAUGAGUGUAGGGUAUACGUGAAAUAAUAAGAUGUGUCACUUGGUCCAGUGUUUGUUCUUGUUAUUGUCUGAGUGAGGAAGACUUGUUAAAAAAUGGCAGUAGUGUCCCUUGUAGGUAGUAAAGUAAUUUUGGCCCUUUGCAAUUUUCUUUUGUUGGCAUGUGGUUUUACACUAGUUAUUGGGGGCAUGUUAGUUCUCUUCGAUUCAGACAGAGUUCUUCUCUCAAAACUGAUAUCGACAGGACAACUGCUGAUGAACAUGCCCCAUCCUCUCCUUUACUACAUAGCCCUUGGAUUGUCCCUACUUGGGCUGGCACUGGCUGCGACUGGUAUCCUGGGAUGUUGGGCGUCAUGCAUCCAUAAUUAUUUCAUGCUAACCUGCUAUUUCCUAAUAAUAAUGCUGGUUCUUCUUGGAGAAUGCGGAAUCUACGCAGUAGCAUGGGCUUGGCCAAACUGCAUGGGAUUGGGAUUGGAUGUCGUGGACUUGAUAAAAACACUUCAAAAAAAUUAUGGAGUGAGUGGGCAAGAACAAUUUACUGCUGCUGUGGAUCUGGCUCAAAGUAUGUUUAACUGUUGUGGAGUGGAAUCAGCAAAUGAAUACGAUACGUCCUUAUGGCGCCUUCAAGCCCUUGGGCCCUCUCUAGCUGUCCCGUUGACUUGUUGCAAAUUAGAAAAUGUAAAUCAGUCGAGGGCUUAUUUAAAUCCAAAGCCGAUAAACCGUACCUUAUGUCAAGAUUUGGAAAGGAACAGGCAUGAAGGAUACCGACAUACUGCAGGUUGCAAAGAUGGUUUAGAAUUGUGGUAUCGCGAACACUUCAUGGUGUUCCUAGGAGUUGGACUGGUAGUAGUUCUGAUAGAAUUCAUGGUCCUCCUGAGCACAAUAUUAGCUUGCACCAGGAUAUAUCACCACAACCAAGAAGCCAAAGAAAAUGCCAAAAAUUCCAAACAGGAACCCGAAUCCUCGACUCCUAAAGACAUUUCCUUUCAAAAGAGACCGUCCAGCUCUCAAGCCGGUGCCUAUAGCAACGAAACGUACGCAGUGGGUAGUUUUAAACAAAAUUACAACUUAGUGGACAGAGCAUGAUGGUGGCUGAGGGGCAUUUUUUCGCCCAGCUAUAUUUACGAAGUCGACGUGGAGUCCAUGUUGUGGUGAAUUACCUAUAUGGAAUUGAAUAUGUGGGUCUCAUAUGCUUUAGGAUGUGUUUUGAUUUUAGUGACUGUAAACUUAAAGCCAGGGUCAUAUUUUAAAGAAAAAAUGUCCACGACUGACGCGACUGCUUGUUUUACGCAAUCAACAGAUUUACGGCAGUUCAAAUCUACACAAUGUAUAAAAAAUCAUGUUCAAAGUAAAAUGUUCGUAUCGAUAGCAUAA
Anoplophora glabripennis (Asian longhorned beetle) is the source of this 1458-nucleotide messenger RNA. Its product is annotated as CD151 antigen. The transcript has 5 exons. Lineage: Eukaryota; Metazoa; Arthropoda; Insecta; Coleoptera; Cerambycidae. Gene Ontology annotation, cellular component: membrane. The record is from RefSeq and is a predicted model, not a curated record. Bases 181 to 1170 code for a protein of 329 amino acids.